AUGAGUUACAUGAAGAAAGAUGAAGAUGCCGACCAGGUCAUGAUCAAGCUUGAUCGGACAUCUGUGUUCCAAGAUGCUCGACUUUUCAACUCCUCACCGAUCUCCCCGCGAACAUGCCGUACAUUAUUGACCAAGAUCGCGGUCCUCCUCUUCACCGGCGAGCAUUUCCCCACAAACGAAGCCACCACCCUCUUCUUCGGCAUCUCGAAGCUCUUCCAGAACAAGGACCCCUCAUUGCGACAGAUGGUUUACCUGAUCUUGAAGGAGCUGGCUAAUACCGCGGAGGAUGUGAUCAUGUCGACAAGUAUCAUAAUGAAGGAUACUGCGGUCGGAAGUGACGUCCUGGUAUCGAACGUCUCAUUAAGACCGCCAUUGUCGACAAAACCCCCCUCGGUCUCCUCCGCCGCUUUGGUUUCCGCCUACCACCUUCUCCCUAUCGCCCGCGAUGUCGUCCGGAGAUGGCAGAGCGAGACACAGGAAGCUGCUUCUUCCUCGAAGUCAUCGACCGGUUUCCUGGGCUUCGGUGGAAGCUCUCACGCCCACGCUAUCUCCCAGUCCAACUUUAUGACACAGUACCACGCAAUUGGUCUUUUGUACCAGAUGCGUUCUCACGAUCGCAUGAUGUUGGUGAAGAUGGUUCAGCAAUACGGCGCAGCUGGUGUGGUGAAGAGCCCCGCUGCUUUGGUGUUGCUUGUUCGUCUGGCCGCCAAGCUGGCAGAGGAGGACGCUGGUCUCCGGAAACCCAUGAUGCAGAUGCUGGAUGGCUGGCUCCGUCACAAGCACGAAAUGGUCAAUUUCGAGGCUGCCAAGGCUAUUUGCGAUAUGCGGGACGUCACCGACGGCGAGGCCUCCCAGGCUGUUCAUGUUCUGCAGCUUUUCCUGUCUUCUCCUCGCUCUGUUACCAAGUUCUCCGCCAUUCGCAUUCUCCACAACUUCGCUUCUUUCAAGCCAAACGUCGUCAAUGUGUGCAAUCCCGAUAUCGAAGCGCUCAUUUCUAACUCUAAUCGCUCUAUUGCCACAUUCGCUAUCACUACUCUGCUCAAGACUGGUAACGAGGCUAGUGUGGAUCGUCUGAUGAAGCAGAUCUCUGGCUUCAUGGCAGAUAUCACUGAUGAGUUCAAGAUCACCAUCGUUGAGGCUAUCCGUACCUUGUGCUUGAAGUUCCCUAGCAAGCAGGCCGGUAUGCUGGUCUUCCUCAGCGGAAUCCUUCGCGAUGAGGGUGGCUAUGAAUUCAAGCGCACCGUUGUGGAGAGCAUGUUCGAUCUGAUUAAGUUUGUUCCUGACAGCAAGGAAGAUGCUCUCGCUCAUCUUUGUGAGUUCAUUGAGGACUGCGAGUUCGCCAAGCUCUCUGUCCGUAUCCUGCACCUGCUCGGUGUUGAGGGCCCCAAGACCUCGCACCCUACCAAGUAUAUCCGCUAUAUCUACAACCGUGUCGUUCUGGAGAAUGCUAUUGUCCGUGCCGCCGCUGUCACUGCGCUGGCUAAGUUUGGUGUUGGCCAGAAGGAUCCCGAAGUCAAGUCUAGUGUGCAUGUUCUGCUCACUCGUUGUCUCGAUGACAUUGAUGACGAGGUGCGCGAUCGUGCUGCUCUCAACUUGCGGUUGAUGGGUGCCGAGGAUGAAAUGGCUGGCGCAUUUAUCAAGAACGACUCUAUGUACUCACUCUCCACUUUCGAGCACCAACUCGUUAUGUACGUGACUUCAAAUGAUAAGGAAACCUUUGCUGCGGCCUUUGACGUUGCUUCCGUGCCCGUUGUCUCCCACGAGCAGGCCUUGGCCGAGGAGCGGACCAAGAAGCUCACCACCGCUACCCCUACCCUCAAGGCCCCAUCGACUGGUCCUCCCAAGGGCAAGUCCAACGGAGUUGCUGAAGCAGCCACUGCUGCUGUCACCCAAAAAUACGCCGAGCAGCUUAUGCAGAUUCCCGAAAUCAAGGAGUACGGUACCUUGCUCAAGUCUUCAGUGCCCGUCGAGCUUUCGGAGAGCGUCACCGAGUACGUGGUCUCUGCUGUCAAGCACAUCUUCAAGGAGCACAUUGUCCUACAAUACGAUAUUAAGAAUACCCUUCCCGAUACUGUCUUAGAGAACGUGACUGUUAUCGCUUCGCCAUCAGAGGAGGAUGUGUUGGAAGACGACUUUAUCAUCCCUGCACCCAAGCUCACCCCCAACGAUCCGGGUGUUGUCUAUGUUGCGUUUAAGAAGCUGGGUGGCGAGCACAGCGUCCCCGUUACCUCUUUUACCAACAACCUGAAGUUCACAAGCAAGGAGAUCGACCCCACUACUGGCGAACCCGAAUCUGAAGGAUACGAUGACGAGUACCAAGUAGAGGACCUCGAGCUCAACGGCGGCGACUACGUUAUCCCCACAUUCGCUGGCAGCUUCGAUCACGUGUGGGAGCAGACCGGUGCCAAUGGCGAGGAAGAGAGUGAGACUCUACAACUAAGCAACAUGAAGGGCAUUGCUGAUGCCACGGAGCAACUCAUCUCUGCACUUUCUUUGCAACCCUUGGAAGGCACCGAUGUUGCCCUCAACAACAGCACACAUACCCUCAAGCUCUUCGGAAAGACCGUCUCUGGCGGCAGAGUGGCCUCUCUCAUCAAGAUGGCAUACUCAAGCAAGAGCGGCGUCACAACCAAGAUCACGGUCCGGGCAGAAGAGGAGGGUGUUGCUGCCGCGGUUCUUGCAUCUGUCACUUAA
This is a messenger RNA of Penicillium malachiteum, 2694 nucleotides long. RefSeq names its product coatomer subunit gamma. The record is from RefSeq and is a predicted model, not a curated record. The transcript is spliced from 6 exons. Gene Ontology annotation, molecular function: structural molecule activity. Bases 1 to 2694 code for a protein of 897 amino acids. Lineage: Eukaryota; Fungi; Ascomycota; Eurotiomycetes; Eurotiales; Aspergillaceae. Gene Ontology annotation, cellular component: COPI vesicle coat; Golgi membrane; endoplasmic reticulum. Gene Ontology annotation, biological process: protein secretion; intracellular protein transport; intra-Golgi vesicle-mediated transport.